AUGUCCGGAAAGCGACUAGUAGACUACGUGUUUUUGGCUGGCUUACCACAAGAUUUUCACUUCUCUUCUAUAGAAACAUCAAAAACUACAAAAUCUCAAAAUAAUAAUAGUGUUUACAAUACUCCACAUAAUAAAGGUCAUAAUGUUGACAGGUCAACUGACAAUACGAUAACAACUAAUAGUGAUGAAGAAAACGUCCGACUGGCGGAUGCUACACUUUUUGAGAGUAUUCGUGCCAGUAUUAUUAGAUUUGACAAUGAGCGUGACGAGUUUCUAAAGUCGCUCGGACGUAAUGGCUCUCGUGAAGUGGGAGGAAAGAAUGGUGCCGGUGGAAAUGAAAGUGUAUCAAAAAAUCGAACCUCAAUACUUCCUACCGCUAGCAUAUUUCGCAAUGGUUCGAUUAUCUCAACAAAAUUACGGAAAAAUUUGGAUGAGGGUUUUUCGGAAACUGAUUCUCUUUCAUCUUCAUCAACACUAAAGAAUAAUACGACGGUGCAGGAAGAUUCACAACACCGAGAAAUCUUUUCAUGGGAUAUUUUGAUUCUUAAAAUGAAAAAUAAUGGGUUCGAAAAGUUUAAAUCUCCUUUUACCAAAAUUAUAUCAUUGACAAAUUUAAUCCCACAUCAUCAACCCUCCACAUUAUUUACUACCAUACACAUCCGCAAAGCGUCAUAUUUAAAUGUAGCACCGCAAGCUCCUUCUUCGAAAGGAAACCUUCCAGAAGCAACUGAACAUCCACUUAAGCGAAAGUAUUCUCCUCGAUUGCUUUGUCGAUAUCCUAAAGAAGAUUAUUCAAAAGAGGAGCAUUUUCCGGCAUAUAUACCCAUGUUUUGCUUUCCUAAUGAUAUAAUUAUUCGUGAAAGUGAAUACGUCCCUCCAGCUACAUAUCACGGAUUCGUGAUAACGCAAGAAGAUGGCACAAAACGUUAUGGUGUGUGUCUUACGACAUACGAGAAAUUGCCCGAACAUCUGGUUAAUGAAAUUAACAUACUGCACAAGGAAUGGUGUGCCAAAAACAUGGAUUCUAAUCGAAUAGAAUACGCAAACCAUUUAGCUGAAAAGAUGCGUCUCGAAAAAGAACGAGCAAAUUCAGCUCGCGCAAAAUUGAAUUCAGAAUCGCCUGUUUUGACUACAGCUGAAAGAGCAGAAAUUGAACGGGAAAAGGCAGAAGCAGAAGAAAAAGUAGCCUUAUGCAUGGAACUUUUACAGCCGAUGAAAUCAGGAGUCAUCGAUUUAACUAAAUUGUGGAUGCCAAAAUGUAUUGGAGUUAUUAGUUACCUUCCAUGGCAUGAUGUAUUUAAGGAUUGGCUAUGUGCAGUAGCAAUGCCUAUGAUAAAUGGCUUAAAAGAAACAAAACAAUUGGAUUUACCUUUGGAAAGAUAUAUUGUAAAUUUGGUCCAUGAAAUUCCCGUUCCUCCACCCGGUAAAUUGCAAGUUGCAAUUACAGUUAACGAUAUGACGUUUUUUUGUGGACGACCUGCUUUAAACCAAGUUCCUAUAAUGAACGAUGUUGCUUUGGCCGAGGGAAAAAUUUUAUUAAUUUCAUCGUAUCCCGAUAUGUUAUUUUUGGUAGCGCAUUCGAUAACUUAUCUUAUGUAUCCUUUACGUUGGCAAGGAGUUUUCAUUCCAAUCUUACCUGCGCGUCUUAUGGCUUGUCUUCAAGCACCUGUUCCCUAUAUAAUGGGAAUCCAACGGCAAUAUAAAGGAAUGGAUCUGCUUCCCGAAGAUGCGUGUAUAGUCGACUUGGACAAAGAUACUGUGAUGAUGGCACAACUUCCUCCACAAAUACCACCGCGCCAAAGAAAGAAAUUGCUUCAAGCAUUAGAAGCAUAUGCACCCUUACACUCCCACUACAACACUUCAUACGGUGUGCCUUUGUACGUGCAACAGGCUUAUCCUAAUGGAAGAUUCACGCCCCUCUGUUCAAAAUCAAAAAUGUUCGAAAAGAAUAGUCGAAUAACAUCUGUUAUAGGUACGCCGGCUCGAGCUAUCCCACUUGCUCCUUCAAUGACAGGGCUUUACGAUAUGGGUGAUCCCGGAUCACCAGUUUCUUCCGCAUCAGAUCUAUUUCCACGGAAUAAUUCAUUGGUUGGGAUUUCUAUGCAACGAAGAAUGUCAACUUUUUCUGGGGCUGCUAGUGUAUAUGAAAGUCGUGAAGGUAGCAAUCUUAAAGGUGAAAAGGGAGGAAAAAUUGUGAGUAUUUCUGAAUCUUUAAAAAAGAAUAAGAAUCGUUCGAGCACAUUUACUGGUGCCCGAAACUCAAUUUUGACCUUACGAAGUAAAGCAAUAAAUCGAAGCAGUGUAUUACUCAUGAAUCGGAAUGGUUCAGGACAUGCACACAAAUUAUCUAGUGAUACAAUAAGCUUACCGCAGACAUCUAACACGUCACAAUAUGAUAAUGAGUCACUCUUUUCAACUGAUGGCUGGAGUGUGAUGGCUGAUCCUGCAGAACGUAUUCCUACCGGAAAAGAAUUUACAUCAAAAGAAGGACAUCUAAUGGUUGAAAUACCAGCGGAGGGUAAUUCCAAUGGUCAACCGGGGAUGAGCACAUGGAUGUUGGAAGGUCUUGCAUGCGGGAUAUGCCAAAAAAGUUUGGGUCUAAAUAUUGUGUUCAAAUGCGAAGGGUGUUCUAUGGUUGCCCAUGAUGAUUGUCUGUCCGAUAUAGCGCAUCCGUGCGUUCCAGCCUGUUUCAAUGAAGCCAAAGUUCAAGAUUCAUUUUUACGUGUUUUCGCUUCAUUGUUACGAAAUUAUCGGUCAUACAUGGCAAAUGGAAAUAUUCGCAAUAACGGGAAUAACACAAGUAUUGUCGGUGAGACAAGCAGAGGCCUUGCUGAAGGCGAAUUUUUUCAAAAAGAAGCAUACUUGAGGAAUUUUGACCGGGAAGCAAGGGACACUUCAUUUGCAAUAUCAGAAACAGUACGAGCAAUGAGACCCGAUGAUAGAGGACUCGAUUUCUUUGCUAUCGAUUCUCAGGGGUGUAAACUUCCAUCAAUUUUUGACACACGGUUAAUGUACGAACCGCGUCCUAAGCGAAAUCAUCUUUAA
Messenger RNA from Ambispora leptoticha, 3045 nucleotides. Lineage: Eukaryota; Fungi; Glomeromycota; Glomeromycetes; Archaeosporales; Ambisporaceae. The record is from the annotation of a GenBank genome assembly.